Molecule: messenger RNA, 1767 nt
Organism: Zingiber officinale
Lineage: Eukaryota; Viridiplantae; Streptophyta; Magnoliopsida; Zingiberales; Zingiberaceae
Product: polyadenylate-binding protein RBP45-like
Exons: 7
Coding region: 152-1474 (440 amino acids)
Cellular component (GO): cytosol
Molecular function (GO): mRNA binding
Source: RefSeq, a predicted model, not a curated record
GAUCUGUCGUCCUCUCGUUAGGGUUUUCUCCGUUCCAGCCCUCGACCCCUUUACUUUCGCCUCCAAAUCAUCCAAGCGAAGAGGGCCAUCGCGAGAUCUCUAUCGCUGUUCUUCUUCCUGAAUCUGCGUGAUUUUCGUUCCCUAUUCGAAGAUGAUGCAGCCGGGCGGCGGAAUGGUGCAACAACCUCCGAUGGCGCCGCCACCGAUGGACCACCAGCAACAGCAGCAGCAACCGCAGCAGUGGCCCGUGAUGCCACUCAUGCCACCUCUGCCUCAGCCGCAGUACUACCAGGCCGGCCCGCCUCCGCCGAUGUGGAACCAACAGACAUCUCAGGUUCCGCCGCCUGUCCCUCAGCCUCCGCCGCAGUACCAGCAUCCUGCACCGCCCGUGUUGCCACCCCAGAUGCAGUACCAGGUUUCUGCGCCUAACCCGGCACCAGCCAUGGCAGCGCAGCAAGGAUCAUCUGAUGAGAUCCGCACGCUUUGGAUCGGCGACUUGCAGUACUGGAUGGAUGAGAGCUAUAUCUACAGCUGCUUUGUACAUACGGGAGAGGUUGUUUCAGUUAAACUUAUUCGCAACAAACAAACUGGGCAGUCAGAGGGUUAUGGUUUUAUUGAGUUUGUAUCUCAAAUGGCUGCGGAACGAAUUCUUCAAACUUAUAAUGGUCAAACAAUGCCUAAUUCUGAACAAGCUUUCAGAUUGAAUUGGGCUUCAUGUGGAGCAGGAGAGAGGCGUGGAGAUGGUGCUGAUUAUACAGUUUUUGUUGGUGAUUUGGCUGCAGAUGUCACUGAUUAUAUGUUGCAAGAGAUAUUUAAGAGCCGCUACUCCUCAGUUAAGGGUGCCAAAAUUGUCACUGAUCGACUUACUGGGCGUUCCAAAGGCUAUGGCUUUGUUAAAUUUGCUGAUCUUAAUGAACAAACAAAAGCAUUGACUGAGAUGAAUGGAGUUUAUUGCUCAACAAGGCCCAUGCGAGUUGGUACUGCUGCUAACAAGAGGGCAUUGGGUAGUCAACAGCAAUAUCCCUCAAAUGUUUCCUACCAGAGUGGACAGAAUGCAGAGUCUGAGAAUGAUCCAAACAAUACUACCAUUUUUGUUGGUGGGCUUGAUUCUAAUGUUACAGAUGAUAUUUUGCGACAAGUUUUUGGCCAGUAUGGGGAAAUAGUUUAUGUAAAAAUACCCGUAGGGAAGCGAUGUGGGUUUGUUCAAUUUUCUAACAGGUCAAGUGCUGAGUCUGCAUUAAGUUCACUAAAUGGAACCCAGUUAGGUGGACAAAAUAUCAGAUUGUCAUGGGGUCGCAGUCCUACCAAUAAACAGCAGCAGCAGCAGCAGGAACCCAACCAGUGGAAUGGAAGCUACUAUGGAUAUACCCAAAACUACGACAACUAUGGUUAUGCUGCCACUCCACAAGAUCCUAACGCAUAUUCAUAUGGAGCAUAUCAAGGAUAUGGGAACUAUCAGCAGCAGCAGCAAUAACUGCUGGCACAGCAGUUGCCUCAGUGAUCUGGGGAGCUCAUUGCGGCUCGGCUUGUAAUUUCCACAAGGAAAAACUCGUUACUUUCUGGUUCCUGCUCGCCUCCCCCUUUAAAUCCUUUUACAAUACGUUGAUGUUGUGCGAACUUUGUAGUAGCUACCAAGUCAAUGGGCGAUUGGUGAUUACUCUACUUUAUUGCUUUGGAAUUUUAUCUUUCUAUUGUGGGAUUGUGGUUGUAUGUCAUGUUUUUAAUUACUCAACUUUCGGUCUUGAUGAUUGCUAGUUCUGCUUCCUA